AAUAGUUUUUAUAAACAUUCCGGUCGAUACCUCGUUGAUAUGCUCAGUACAUGUGUCUUAUCUUCACCGACCAGUCUGCUUGGAACAUCAGUGGAGCGCGUUCAUUUAAAUAUAAAAUUUCGUCGUUGCGACGAAACUUAUAUACAACCGAUUACUGAUUUUGAAUUAUAAUUUAUUGCCAAAUACGUCAUUGUAACACAACAGAGGGCGUUAUUCGUGAACUAGUCGUCGCAAAACUCGCAUGACUCUUAAAAUAAUUCUGUCGAAAAAAUUAUAAACAACCGCUUAUAACCGUUCCACUGGCAAUACGUAUAUCAAGUUCAAGGUUAGAAACGCUCAUUUCCACCGGCGCCUAAUUAAUUCUAACAAAUGAGCGGCAUGACGCAACGGACAAACAAGUUGACGUCUACUUAGUCCAAUAUAAUGUUAUCACUCCAGGGCGCCGAGAACGCAACAUUAAAUGAAUAUAAACAAACAAAUGAGAACCCCAAACAAAUGUACGUGAACGGCAUGAAACAACACUACACUGACGAAAUAUUUAUUUGCGGUUAACUCCCGACAAAUGCAAUGAAAAAAGAAAUUGUUAUUCAAUUUGCCGAGCAUGUCUUCUUGAAAAUUACGAAAAAUAUGAUGAGCAAGUUUUGUGGUGCUUAUAAUAUAUUUGCUACUUGGAUAGUUAUUUUGCUAUGACAACGAGUAUCUACAUGCGCUCUGGUUAAUUUGCUGUGCAGUCAGUAUUUAUGAUAAGCAUGCUGUAUUUUUGUACCUAAAUAAAUUUACAGGGCAUAAAUACCUCUUUGACCAAUAAUCGAUGUGUAUUGGUUGAAUAACAAAACAUCAACUUCCACCACUCUCUCUCCCUGUAAGAUAAGCUCUCAGCUCUGGUUAAGGGGCCAAUUGAGCGGUAUAAAAACCCGUUACAACUGUUUAUCAAGUCUCUCCCCUGGAUUAAGUAUCUCCCCUGGCUUCUUAUAAAACAAGAUAAAAUUAAUAAAUUGACUGACCGAUGAGGAAAACUUUUAAUAAGAGGAUGCAUUCGCAAUGUUUUGGAGUUCCUGAAAUUAUCCUUAUGCGUAUUAGCAAGAAUAUAGCAAGAAAUAGGAAAACCAAAAAUUAAUCUGAUCCUAAUUAGGUACGUCUAAAAAUGUAUACAACCUUUUCAUAUUGUCAGAUGAUUGUUUAUUGCGUAAUUAAUUAGUUAGUGAAUACCUACUAAUUAUCGUCGCACUUAUUUCGGCCUCUAUUGUAUCCAAGAAUCCGUAAUUAAUUCAGAAACGUUUGUAAAGUUAGCAUUAUUACAAAUCAGUAUUGAUUGACUUUAUUUAAAAAUCGAAAUCUACUAUAAUAACAAACUUUUAACAACAAGUUUAUUACCACAAAAAAGUUUGUUGUUUAAAUGAUAACUGAGAUACUUAUGGUCAAGGCUGUUAGAGUUGAUGUCUGCUUUAUAUAUCUAAUAUGGACGUUUCAUAAUACUACUUCUGAAUUUAGGUGUUGUAACAGGAUCUACCACGCUAUUUCAGAUUUAAAAAAAACACAAUGAUAUAUUAAUGGCAUUACCAUCACAUCAGUUCUCAGUGUUCUGUCUUGGAAACUAGUCGAGAAGCGAAGGUCAGUAAUGUUCAUGCGUCAUCGUUCCACCCAAAAUAUUCUAAAAAUAGUGAGGUCAACGUCACAAUAACAGUACAAUAUAGAUAAGAGGGAGUGUUUUUAAUGUUAUCGUAGCUUCGUGCUGGUUCGAUAAAUUAGGAAUUCAUAAUUAGCUUAUGUCAUUCGUUAAAUGCUAAUUUUAGUCUGUUUUCAGUAGCAAUAAUUUAUUUUUGUUUCUUAUAUGAUCGGAUACAAGAAAACAUGUAAACAAAUAUAAAAAAAAUAUAUUUAUGUACGUUUUCUUAAUGUUUUUCCAUUGGGGAACACUCUGAUUUUUAUUUUUAUAUUGUACUAUAAAACGUCAGUUUCAAAAUUGACCGUGAUGCUAAAUUCCACCGACUUGGAGCAUGUCCAAACAAAUAAAACCAAAGUUAACACCCGAGUUACUUAUUCUCAAAAAUAUCGCUCAUCCACCGAACUGUAAUACCUACGUCUGUAAACACUAAUGAUUAUAGGGCGGCUCGGUGACGGGAUGUACUUGCUACCAUCGUAAACGCCCUUCAAACUUCAGAUUGCCCCACUCUAUAAUAUAUAGUGCAUGUAUCGUUCGCUCGAUCUGAAAGAUCUGAAUCAGCCAUUGACAAAAAGAUCUGGUUCGUUCGACCCGUUCAAUCGAACGAUUGAUUCAAUUCUUUACAUCAAUAGAUUCUAGCUCCAAUGUAACUACGUUUAAGAAUUAUAUUCGAUUGGCUCUGUCAUAAAUUUGAAAUACGGCAUCGUCGGCUCGCGCUUUUUUCGGCUCAUUGAGCGAACGAAUCAUUUUCAACGAAGUGACCCAUUCGUUAGCGACGAUUUAAAGAUCUGGUUCAUUGGAUAUACAUAUUACAUAUAUACAAUUCGGCUUGUUAUCGGGGGCCGAGCCCAAGGCCGCCAUUUAUAGGAAAGCCGUUAGCGAGACGGCAUGUAUUUUUCGUGAAAUUCGGGGGUUUUAUUUAAUUUUUAACGACUGACUUGGACAACAGAGGCGAUAAUAAUAUACUGCAGUUUUGAUGAAAGACAUACUUGUACCAAACGAGUUAAGUUUCCAAUUGGUUUUUUCGAAAAGGAGGUCAACUACGGCUUUUAUAGGAAGGUUUCCCGGAUAAAUAGACUGUGAAUGUAUUGAUAUUGCGAGCGUGAUGUAACAUUGUAACCUCGUAGAUAGUUCCGAAGUGUGACAACACUUGUUUAUGAGAAUGAUUAAAAGGGAUCAAAGAAGAUCGUUUUAUGUAAUUCAGUUCAUAGAGUUACCUUUCGAGGGCAUUGAUGACUACGUGUGUGUGCCCUAUUCCUGGAUAACAUUUAUAAAAUCUACAAAUCGGAAUAUAGUUGUGAAUUACCCGAACAACGAAGAUCCCUUGGAAACGAAAGAACGCGUUAGGAGAAAAGAGCGACCAAAUAAGUCAUGGAAGUUAUAUAUGGCCUACCUUAAAUAUGAAUCAGAUGAUUUUCAGGAUGCUGAAUUAUGGAUAACGAGGAAAGAAGUAUCAGGAAAAAAAGUUUCAGAUACUGAACCAGAACCUCAACUGAAUAAAAAGCUACGAAGUGCCAAUCAAUAUAUUUGGCCAGAAAGCAACUCAGACAAGCCUUAUCUAACAGUGAAACCCUAUAACAAUCCUCGAAAACCACUACCGAGAAUUUCGAUACGACAACCGCUAUCUCAGGUAUCUAAACAAAACCUGAAUAAGAAGUGCUUGAAAUCAGAUGAAAAUCCAGAGCCUGAGGAGGUCAUUACAGAGCACAUAACUGCAAAGUCUGGCAGCUCAAAACGAGAACAAGCAGUAAUCAUCACUGGCAAUCAGGUGAUUCAAAAAAAUCAGACGAAGACAAACUACGCUUCCAAUGGUGAGAUAAACGCCGAGCGGAGUCCUCAACCUGAAGUUAUAAAGGAAAAUCAGUCAGUUGUCCUUUUAGUUCCUUCUACUUCAGCAAAACUUCCGGUUGAGCAUCAACUUUCACUGCAGCCGCCAACCGAGCAACAACUGUCACUGCAGCCUCCAAAUGGUCGACAACCUUCACCGCAGCCUCCAAUCGAUCGACAACCUUCACCGAACUUUAUAGCUGAGCAACAUUCUUCAUCAAAGUCUUCAGGCGAAAAACAACCUUCACCUGUUGGCGAAGACUACCAGCGACCUGUUAGCAUAUCUACUGUAGAUCUGAAUGGAUCUAAGGGAGAUCUCGAUAGCUGUAAAAACGUUUUGCCUGAGCCUGUCACGGAUAAAAGACCAUCAACUAAAACUUCUCCGAGCAAUUUCAAACCGGCUCAUCAGCCUGAUUUGAUGAACGAGAGGCCAACUAGACUGGUUCGUCAUGAAAACUCAGUUCUCGAGCCGCACUCACGAGAUGUACCCAAUGACUGCCAAAAAUCUCAACUUCAAUGGAUUUUGACUGCGCCAAACGUAGUACCGAAGUCCCCCGGUACAUCUAACCAGCGUUUUCAGGAAUAUGGAUGCCCUCAAUUACCAAAUUUUUCAGUUAAUAGCACUUCAAAUACGAAAUUCCAAACCCAAGGAUUCAGUGGGAAAAAUUAUAUUGGAGUGGCUGAUAACCACUCAUUUCUGUGCUCUCAAGACAUUAUUAAUAGCAUGCCAUCUACUUCUCAUCAUGAACCCUCUUCGGAAAAACUGACUCAAAUUUUAAAACAAAAAGCUAGACAACAACCUUCAGCAGUGAAGAAAGUGAAAAAUCUCGUUGAUAAGAAAACUAACCUAGAGGGUAUUGCAAGAAAUAUUGCAACCCUACAAUAUCCACCAAACUCAAUGAGACAACUCGGCUUACCUGAUAGUUCAACAGUCGCACAAUCUGCACAAUUUGCUCAACAUCACUUACGACAGGCACAAAUUGAUGGAUCACUCAUAAAUGACGAUAGACAUGCAAUGAGAGAUAACUUUACUAAUCAGAGAGAUCCCUGUCCCCAAGGUAUGAUGAAUAUAUCAGCCGCACAGAACCUCUUAAAGUUAGCUCACCAGUAUAGCCCUUUUUGUGGGAUAUCACAUGAACAACAAUAUUUGCCGACUCUGGACUAUCUGCAGCAAUACACACGUCUUCAAGAUAUGCUUAGAAGGCCAAGCAUGACUCCAACACUUGAUCAGAUGGCUUAUUAUCAAAAUGCUAUGAUGAACGGAGAAUCCGUUAGUCAACCGAACCCGAUCAACCAGCCCAUUCAGUUUCUUUCCCAAAACGUAAAUCAUUACGUACCGAUUAACAACGCGUACUCACAAGAAGUAAAAAGCCAUGAACUGAUAAAGAGAUAUACUGACGGAAGUCACCUUAUUCACCAGCCUAUUACUCCCAAGGAAGUGAAUAUUCAAUUUCCUGUACAUAACUUAUCGAGCCAGUCACAACAGGAUGCCGAACAUCCACAAAAAGAACAAAAUCAACAGAAUUAUCGAGAUCCGCGUACAACAAACACACAAAAUGGCCUUCCGCUCAAAUCGAUACAUAGAUCUCCUAUUCCUAAGCCUCAAAAAAUCACUAGGAGAUCACGAUCACUCUCUACCUCGAAGACUCCAAGUCAGGCACUUCAGGAUGCUCAGAGAAGCUGUUUAAUGCGAGAACUGAAUAUACAGGAAACAGAGAAUCAAAGUUCUACAAAAUCUAAUAAUGCAAAUCUAGCAGCUAUUUCUGAAAACCAGACGGAAGAACUAGCUUAUUCUACGGAAAACAUCAAAGUUCAACAUAUACCAUCAUCUAACCAAAUACAGGCAACACAAUUUACUUUAGUUCAAAAUGAGCAUAACUGCCAAUGCUCUGGUAUGAAAAAAACUAUGAUUAAUCGAGCUACCGAAACAGAUUUAAUGAUGGAUGUCAGUCACUGUGUAGAAGCAAUAGCUGGACCUUCUUUUUCUGAAAACACUUCAAGAGCAGUGGAAAGUGUGUGUCAGACGGAUGAAUGGUUGGAAAAAGACGAAGGCUCACAUUAUCAAGAGACAUCUUCAGAUUCUGAAAAUUCAACAGACAACGAUAUUGAAUCAGAAAACGAAGUAGUUCCAGAAGCCAAUCAGGCGACUCUGACAGCUGAACAAAACCUUACACAGGAAAAUCAACAUAAACAAUCCAGAAUAAUUGUUGAGCAAGACACGUUGGAAAUAAUUGGUACUCUCUUUACUCAAAUGGGAGCCAAUUUGUCUCUCACACGUGACAUGUUCAAUGACUUACGCAUGUCCUACCUCGUAAGUGCACAAACAUACAAAGAAUUAUUAAAAAACGUCGAUAAAUUGAACUCGAUAGAGCCCCUCCAAAAUUCUGCGUCUCCACCUAACAAUGUGAUAUCACAAGUUACUCUAGAAAUACCAGCUGGAGACAACGAUAACACUACUAGUGUGGACAAUGCAACAACUUCGAUUCAUAAGCAAAGAGGUACGUUCUCUCUGCCACCAGAAUAUCAUCCAAAUGAUACCAGGUGGACUCUAAAGUACCGAGAAAAUAAGCGAGGACUUGUCGAGCUCAUACCUCGAACUGGUGUUUACGUCAAAAGGAAAGAGCUGAAACGUUGCAUACGGGAAUCAAACGACGUUAGAACGCUGGCACGCUUGCUGUUAUCAGAAGUUUUCAGCCAAAACGCUUUACGUGUGUGCUCAUGGACAGGUGGUAAAGCAAAAGCUUUUAAUUCCGCGAACAUUGACGUCAGGCCAGGACUAGAUGAAAAUGCGAGAAUGGUCCUGCUAACAUUCGUUGAACAACACGGGAAGAAAUGUGGUUGGAGUACAGCCAACCCAUCAGCUGUCAUGAGUACUAUUAACACCAAGAUUAAAGACAUAAGAGCCAAGUAUGAGCAGACAUGCAAAACUUUGCAUGUUAAAUAAAUAUAGAUUAGAAUAGUAAUUUGUAAUUAUUAUGUAACUGAUUACAGGUCAUAAUUAUAAGUAGAGUAUAAGUUUAAUUAGUGGUUGUUUUUAUCUGUUAGAUUAGUUUAGGUUUUGUAGAUUAACACUAUAUUCUGUAUUACAUUGGAGCGAUGAUUAAUAACCAAAUCUUUUCAAGUCUGCCGCACUACCUCAAGCUUAAUAGCGUCACCAUACAUGUACAUAAAAUUAUUAUUAUUCAUAAAAUUUGUAUACUCAUCGAACUAGAACAUUGAAAUCUCUAAUAAAACUCUAGACUAGUU
This is a messenger RNA of Pieris napi, 6736 nucleotides long. RefSeq lists its product as uncharacterized. The record is from RefSeq and is a predicted model, not a curated record. Lineage: Eukaryota; Metazoa; Arthropoda; Insecta; Lepidoptera; Pieridae. The transcript is spliced from 9 exons. Gene Ontology annotation, molecular function: DNA binding. The coding region runs from base 2820 to 6434 and encodes 1204 amino acids.